GAUUAAAUCACCAACAACAACUCUAACAAUUGUGUUCCUAAUUCUUAUGAAAAAUGUUCAACAUUGGAGCACAUAUGCCACCAAGGAGGUGGCCAAUCUCGAUACCUUGUAUGAUGAUAAAAUGCAUCAUUUAGCCAAAAGGAUGGAUCUGCAGGUGUGCCUGGGUCAAUUUGAUGUUCACAAAAACACCAUCAUACGUACGGGUGAAUCUCAAGCAAUUGGAGGCAAGUACCUUCAAGGCCUUGAACUGGACACUAUGGAAGAAUGUCAACGUUUGUGCUGUGAGACGGAAUCUUGUGAUGUCUAUAUUUUUGAAAGUAAAAAGGAUGGCUACUGUUACCUUUUCGAAUGUGGCACGCCGGAGAAUUUCCAUUGUAAAUUUACACGACAUGCCAAUUAUACAAGUGCGGUCUUAACACCUGUUAUACGAUCAAAUAUCGAAGUGACUACACCACAUCCCAUUGUGGCACAUAAAACAUCCUCGGCUAUAUCGCAGCAAGAAUGGGAAUUGUCAAAUCUAAAAAUUAAACCCGAAGUAAGGGAGAAGGCAGUGGAAAUGGGUGUGCCAACAAUGGGCGCCAUUAACACGGGUCUAACAGCAAAUACAAAUUCAAAGAAAUCUAUGGGCUUAUCGGAGAUGGAAACGAAUACAAAGGUUAACUCUUCAGUCCAGUGUGGCCGUUUCCAAUUCGCCUGCCACUCGGGAGAAUGCAUUGCUGUGUAUAAUGCCUGUGAUGGUAUACCUCAAUGUGAGGAUGGUAGUGAUGAGGGUCCUGAGUGCUCUGGAGCUAACAACAACAAUUUGUCCCCUAAUACAAAGUCUUCAGCGGACUCAUCAAAUUCAAAUAAAGCCUCACCUCAAAUGACCCAAUAUCAGUCUCAGGCUUUUAUGCAACAAUCAGCCCAACAACAAUUACAAAAUAUGCAACAACUUCAACCAUCAACACAUCAAAGUCAAAAUUCCGGAAUUUUACCCUCGAUUCCUGUGGUCAAUAAUCGCGAGGAUCCCACUGUUUGGGAAACGAGGAAAAUUGUUUCGGGAACUCCACUCAAUGCGAAUGGCAAUGUCGAUCUGCAAAAUAUGAAUCCCAUAUCCCCCGGCAGUGGUGUUGCAUCAGCUGAUGGCUUUACAGCCUACAUCAAUAAUCGUCAAUCUGCGACACAUGGCAUGUAUGCUCCAGCAACCUCAACCUCAGAUGGUGUCAUACCAAUUGCCAACACUAAUAGUAUUGGUGGCAACAGUGGGGGUUCUACCUUAGAACAAAGUGGUCUUUAUGUACCACAUAUGACCGCUGGUGUUGGUGGUGGUCAAGAUGCUAAUGGUUUAUAUGUUCAACAGCAGCAGCAACAACAACAACAGCACAUUAUGUUACCACCUCCACCACCCCCUCCGCCGGCACCAUUAAAUUCUAAUUGGCAACAGCAGGCUAUUCUAAAUCAACAGAAACAACAGGGAUUAGCAAUGGCGCAACAACAACAACAAAUUCCACUGCCUCAGGGUUCAGCAUAUGGCAUACAAAAUGAUGGAUCGGUUCAACAACAGUCGCAACAACCACAACCUGUUGCCAGUAUUAUGAUGCAGCAAACAAAUCAACAACAGCAAAACCAACAACAAUCUGCCCAAUUAUCGGUGCCUUCUUUAUCCCAACAACAACAAGCGCUAAGUGAAACAAAAUCAUCUGCGGGCACCUCAAGCCAUUCCACACAGAAUGUAGUCAAAUCGGAUGAUUCCGAUGAAUAUGAUGACUCAGAGGAGAAAUCGACGGAACCACCAAAGAAGCACAAACACAAGAAGGGCAAAAGUAAAGCCAAAGAUUUGGAUACAAUUCCCGCACCCAAUGAAGAACCCUCUCCCACAGCUGGACAACAAUCACAACAACAACAUGGAACCGCAGCCAAGGCAACAACGAAUUCAGUGAAAGCAGUAAAAACAGCCGUCUCGCCCGUUCACGAACAAUACGAAAUAAUUCAUCAGAAUAUGGCUCUGGAGUUUCGGGAUCAUGAUGGACAAUCGGAAAGGCCGGGUGGUGCAGUUUUAUCCCUAACCUUAGGUUUGCUAAUUACGGCAGCACUGGCCAUUCUCAUCGGCUGUCGUAUGCGUACGGUGGGACGAAGGGCCCGACGUUUGGGCGGUAAAACGCCAUAUUCCCAUGAAGCCGAUUUCUUAGUCAAUGGCAUGUAUUUGUAA
Molecule: messenger RNA, 2188 nt
Organism: Musca vetustissima
Lineage: Eukaryota; Metazoa; Arthropoda; Insecta; Diptera; Muscidae
Exons: 6
Coding region: 47-2188 (713 amino acids)
Molecular function (GO): protein binding
Source: RefSeq, a predicted model, not a curated record